Molecule: messenger RNA, 3908 nt
Organism: Gryllus bimaculatus (two-spotted cricket)
Lineage: Eukaryota; Metazoa; Arthropoda; Insecta; Orthoptera; Gryllidae
Source: the annotation of a GenBank genome assembly
AUGAUUGAUGAAAAUCGAGACCUCAACGGACACACAGAAGACGAAAUCAAACGACAGCGAACACAGUACAAUGGUGAUCAGUUAUUUUCGAAUAUCUGGUCGAGCAAGUGGAGCAUAAAGGACGAACACAAGCUGCUGUCGGAGUUGGGCAGCGGCGCCGCCAACGGGGGCUCGCCCUACUACGACACGCAGCCGGGCGCCUUCCCCACCGUCACCACCACCUCCGACAUGUACGACAGCAUCAGCACCAUGACGCAGUCGCAAAGCACCCCGGUCUACACGCCGCCCAUCGGCUCGGCGCUCGUUGGUUGCAACCCUCCUACAGGUCCUGGCUCUCUAACCCCCUUGGCCCCUAUCACCAUGCCGGAAGUGAAGCUGACCCCUAGUGGAGUUCUGGAUCCUUCCAUGUCGCCCUACCAGCCAGAGAGCAGCACGUAUAACGGUGUUAGCACGAGCACGGUGGGUGAGGCGGGCUCGUCCCCGGGGCUCCCCCUGUCCCUCCCCGCCGACCCCGCGCCCACGGGCGCGCCCUCCGCCGCCGCCGGCGCCGCCACCGCGGGCAGCGGGUCGCCCGACCCGGGCUCCCUGACCGUGCUGCAACCGGCCAACAAUGGCGCCGCCGCCGCCGUGCCCUAUUCCGCCAUGCUCCCUAGCUUCGGCCAUUACUCUACAGGCAAGUUUGGGAGCAGUGCGGUCAGUGGAAGUGUAGUGCCUGUCAGUGAUUAUUCCUACAGCUCCCCCUAUUCACAAUACACUUCAUCAUAUGGCACAUAUGGUUAUGGUGCCGGCGGGUUGCUCAGUGGCUCAUCGUACUACCAUUAUGGAAAUGGAGUAACUUCCUGUGCAGGGUUGAACCAGAACCUAUUCACACGUGCUGCAAGUUGUGCCCAUGCUGGAGAUGGAAACAGUAACAGCAGCAACAGUACUGGUGGCAGCAGUGCAAGCAAUGGUACAGAAGCUCGUUCUCCUCUGGCAGCAACGCGUGCGAGUUCAGGAGCAAGUGCUUCCUCUCCGACAGGCAGUGCCUGCAUGAAGAGCGAAUACAUAACUACCGACCUUCUCAUGGGCUGACAGCACCGCAAGAUCUCACAAGAGUCACAAAGCUAUGAAACCAAAGAUGUCUGCAGCAACCUUUUGCAAAUAAUGAAAAAGAUGAUUGGUUGUGAGUUAAGUUUGUGCAGUAGUGGUAAAAAGAACUUGGAUCUCAGUACAGAAUCCUCUUAGAUUCAUACUGCAUUGAGUAAAAAAUCCAGAAGAGUGAAUCAGUGCAUCAGCAAAGAAGUGAUCAAUUAUCAAUUUCUGAAGAGACAAUACCAAAUUAUCACGUUUUUGUUAACAGUAUCAGUGUGACACAAGACCAAUGAGAAAAUGAACUUUCAUUACUUAUUGCAAUAAUGUCAUAUCCGAGGUCUAUUACAGAAACAUUUGUGAUAAGUAUAGUAUUUCAACAUACUGCAUGCAGUGCCUGCACUAAAAGAUUCUGUAAACAUGCUACCUCUUUAAGGACAGAAACUAGCAACCAGAGAAUUGAAGGUGCUGUGACUGUGAAAUAACUGCGCAGAAUCUUAAGUAAUAUUGGACCUUAUUGUAGAUAAACAAUUCAUAAUAGCUAGUGAACAUAGACUCUGAAGACUAUGAUGACAGAAAAACUGCCUCACAAAAUGAAUGAAAUACAUAAAAUAUUUAAUUUAAUUUUUGUUACUUAGUAAAAUGUGUUUUUGAAACAACAGAAUGAACAUCAAAUAACUAUCCACAAGAAAAAUUAGAAUCAUCCAUGAAGAGAAGAUUUAUCAUUUUAUUUUUUUGUAUUCAUGAAAACCAAAGACUUGUUUCUUCACCCCCUGCCGUACAGCCUCAUUUUGUGUCAUAAUGUGUAAAUAAUUAUUAGUUGUACUAUGUUUUAUCCCACCAUUUUUUGCACAUGCACUUGUUCACUCAUUCACUUGCUCACCAAAACACUUCACCUUCACCUAUUCACACAUAAUCACUGCCCAUCACUAGACCACCAUGCACUCACUAGCACUUAUAUAUUUCAAAAUAAUAAAUCCUCAAAGGCAAUGGAAGCUUUACAAAUUUGAUUUGAAAAGUGGGACAGGCAUACUAUUAACUAAUGUUCUCAGAGAUCACCAUGGGUUUUUGUAAACCUUAAAGGUGGAUUCAUGCUCUCUUGAAAUAUUGUACUUUUUUAUAUUUCAACAGAUGGAAGCAAAUUUCAAUUAUUCUUUCUUAAGUGCAAGUUGAUAAAAUUUCUGUGCAUCUUCAGAAUAUAAACUAAAUAUUUAUCUCAAAGUAUAUUUUUUUUAUCUUGUCACUGAGCAUAAAUCCUCCUAACAAUAUUUGAAGGGAAUGUGUAAUAAUUGGUUUAGAAUCAUGUAAUAAUGAAUUGUGUUUUCUCAUCUCAAGAGAACUACUUUAAACUGGUAACAGGUAUAGAAAGAAGCUAAAUUGCUUCAAAAAUAUUUUUAAAUUGAAUUACAAAGACUAUUGUAAUAAACUGCUCUCUAAAAGAAAGAAAUGUUAAUUUGCAAAAGAUAAUAUUUCCUUUAUUCAGUUCUAAAUGAUGUUAUUUUGUAUUUUUAAUGAAAAUCACAAGUCAAAAGAAUAUUUAUUUGCAAGAGCACAUCUCAAAUUAAAUUCUUUAAUAAAUCAUCAUGUUUAAUGUCUUCAGAACAAAUUGGAAGUUUUUAAAAUUAUAAAUUAACACAGUGAAAAAAUUGAAAGUGUAUGAGCAUAUCUUAAUUACGGUAACAUUAUCUUGUACAUGAUGGCAGAUGAAUCUUUCAUGCCAAAAUCUUCACUUUCCAGGAUAAUCUCUGCAUAAGACAGUUACAAAUCUGCAUAUUGAUCACAGUUACAUGAGAGAUUGAACAGAAUCUUGAGUUUUGCGUAAAGUUUUUGUUGUAGUACAUUCAUACAUGCCUGUUUUAUUUAUAAAAUCUACAGAUGAAAUAUAAAUGCAGUAGUUAAAUGAAAUUUAAUAGUACUGUAUUAAGAAAAUUACAUAUCACUUAUUUACAUAUGUUGGAAUCUUCCUGAGGAUAUAAAACAGGAAACAUUUUCAUUUGUAUAUUUAAGUCCUUAUUUUCAACUCACUGCUAAGUUAUACUAUAUUCAGGAGGUUUAGCUUGGUGUAUAUCUUGCAUCUGGUAGAGUUACAUGGAUAAAUGUUGCAGAUUUAAGCCUUUUUAAGGCUGAGUAUUAAUUCUUUAUGGUGAUGAAUGGAUUGAAUGGAUUCUUUUAUUUGUGCAAUUGUAUUAUUAUUUAUGAGGAAAUAUACAGUUUGUUUUUCCUCUGUAUGAUCAACUUAAUAACUGGUAACAAACAGAAAUAUUAACUAGGGUCCCGUGAAAUGAAGAAACCAAUUUCAGUCCUAGUCAGUGAGUGAAAAAGCACUCUUCAUGUUGUGGUUUCCAUGUCAGAUAUGCACAAUAAAUAUUAUUGUAUGUAAGAAGGAAUAGAACUUGAGAAAGAUAUUUCAAUAUUUUAUUUAUUAUUCAAGUUUUCAUUAUUAGGAGUGUCAAAUGUAAUAUUGUUUCUUUUCUACCAAAGAAAUAUUGAGCAAUACAAUUCCCACGCAUUGUAUUUCUUUGAAUUAUUGUUUUCCAUUGUAAUGAUAUAUUUUUAUAUCCAAAGAAUAUGCAUGCAUUGCAUCCAUUAUUAUUUCUAAAAUACAACAGUUCCUUAUUUGCCUCAUCCACCUCUCUCCGCCUUUUCUUGCCAUGUUCUCAUUCACAUCCUUGUGUUCUCAUGUCCAUCCAAUACUCACUGUUGACUUCAGAACACUUCAUAAAUUAAUCCACAAACCUCAGCCUAUUUUCUUACCAGUAAUGUGGUCUGAUAUCAUGUACACUAGACAUAGAAGAUUCAAUUAUUGUAAAGAAUUAAAGAGAUAUCUGAUAAUAAUUGUA